UUCUAUUCAGAGGCUAUCCUCACUCGUAGAGGGCCGCUGGCCAAAGUAUGGCUGGCGGCACACAUGGAGCGCAAACUCACGAAAGCUCAGACGUUACAAACUGAUAUCGAGGAGUCCGUCGAGGCGAUUGUCGGGCAGGAGGUGGAGGUCAUGGCUCUGAGAUUGAGUGGACAGUUGUUGCUUGGUGUGGUCCGGAUAUACAGUCGGAAGGCGAAAUAUCUGCUGGAUGACUGUAAUGAGGCGCUUCUCAAGAUCAAGAUGGCUUUCCGCCCUGGCCUAGUCGACAUGCUAGAGGACCAACUCAACGUUAAGAGCACCGCCAUCACCCUCCAAGGCGGAGACAUUGACCUGGACAUGCUGCUCCCCGACAUCAACUGGGACAUGGACUUUGAUGAACAAAUGCCGCAGCCACAAGGCCAGUACGUCGCGCGCGAAGCCGACAUCACCCUCGCCAACGCCGACGGCUUCGAGUUCAACCUUGAUGACGGUGGCGGGUACGGCUGGGACCUCGGGCCCUCCGACGGGAUCGGGUCCCAGGACUUCGAGGUCGACCUCGGGCUCGACUUCGGCCCGGACGACAGCAUGAGCGUCGAGAUGGGGCGUGAUGCCGCACCCCCGCGCGCCCCACGGGAGUCGCUGGACUCACGGCUGGCGGGCAAGGCGAACACUGACUUGGAUAUGGACGUGCUGUCGCAGAGGAGCAGGUCCCAGGAUCCGUUUGGCGCGGAUGUGGAUAUGGAUUUUGGGCCUGAUCUUGGUGGCAUGGAUAUUGACCUCGGUCUUGACUUCGGGGAUGGGCCUGGGGCGACGGGGGCUGCUGAUGUGACUAUGGAGGCUGAGCAGCCGCAGAGCGACCGGGAGAAAACGCCUGGAUAUACUAGGUCAAUAACGUCCCCACUGUCCGAGCCUCCCAUGACCCCGCCUCCAGACAUGGAGAUCACAGCCGGGGCCGCCGCCGCAGAGGCGCAAGGACUAACAGGCAAGGCUAAGCGAAAGCCAAAGGAGAAGAAACAAAUCAUCGACUCGGUCACCGAGCUAGCUGACGGACCCGGCGCGCGCGUCGGCCGCGGACGCAACGCCGGGCUGGGCUCGCAGCAAGCCAAGGACGUCAGCGGCAUCCUCACGGAGCAGCACUUCCUCCCCGCCUCCCCGCUCGUGAUGCGCCUGCUUGAGAUCCGCGAGGACCCGAUCGCGCACUUCCUGCCGACGAAGGUAACGCCGAACGGCACGUUCUUCUGCGCGGCGCCGCCGGGGAUGGCGCCCGAGCUGGCAGAACUGUUUUUGAGGCCGGUGCAGCAGCACGGGGUGGGCCCCAAGCGCCGCCAGGCAUCGCCGGAGAAGGGGCCCAGUAAGAAGGCGAGGCUGGAGGAGGGGAGCGUCGCGGGUGAGGAUGAAGUGGAGCAGGCGCGGAGAGCGGAGAGUCUUGCCCCAAGCGUGGCUCUGGGAAGCGAAGCCUUGCGCGGUAGCGUAGGCCCCGGCGACCUCAACUUCGACCUGGGGGACAACACGCUUGGUAUGGAUGAUUUCCAGAUGCCCAUACCAGAAAUUGGGGACCUGGCCCAGGCGGACGUGGAUCUUGUCCGAGCGCGCUCCAAGUCCGCUGCACCCUCCGAGCUGACGCGGUUGUCCCGGCUCUCGACUCCGGCGGUGGAGGGCGAGGGUGACGAGACAUAUGCGGAUGCGGACUGCCCCAUCGCUAUGUUCGAUUCGCGGUCUCAGUCUCAGUCGCAAGAGAAGGAAGCGGAGCCAGCUGAACAUGAUGGUAAAGGGUACAGCCGGAACACGGUCAAGGCAUUGUCGAUUAUUAGGAGGGAGCUCCAGCCCGAUGAUGAGGAGCAACAGGAGAAGGUGCUCAGUUUCCGACAGAUGUCUCACAAGGCUUCCCGUCGGGCAGCGGCUUCGUUCUUCUUCGAGCUGCUGGUGCUCGGGACGCGAGACUGCGUCAAGCUGUCGCAAGCUGCACCCUUUGAUAAUAUCGAAGUGCGUGCAAAGGAUAAGUUGUGGGAGCGGCAGCGUCACGCGUCGAUGGCACCGUCUGUGGCUUCUGGGGCUGCAUGA
Molecule: messenger RNA, 2058 nt
Organism: Gloeophyllum trabeum ATCC 11539
Lineage: Eukaryota; Fungi; Basidiomycota; Agaricomycetes; Gloeophyllales; Gloeophyllaceae
Exons: 6
Biological process (GO): replication-born double-strand break repair via sister chromatid exchange; synaptonemal complex assembly; mitotic sister chromatid cohesion
Cellular component (GO): synaptonemal complex; cohesin complex
Molecular function (GO): protein binding; chromatin binding
Source: RefSeq, a predicted model, not a curated record